UUGGUGCCGGCGCUCCGCAGUGGGGGAGCGGCGGGCGCGGAGCCGGGGCCGGUCCCAGUCACAGUCCCAGUCCCUGUCCCAGCGGAGCCGCGGCGGGCGCGGGAAGCAGCGGGCGCAGCCAUGUCUGUGGUGGGCAUCGACCUCGGUUUCCUCAACUGCUACAUCGGCGUGGCGCGGAGCGGGGGCAUCGAGACCAUCGCCAACGAGUACAGCGACCGCUGCACCCCAGCAUGUAUAUCUUUAGGAUCCAAGACCCGAGCCAUUGGGAAUGCAGCCAAGAGCCAGAUCGUCACAAACGUAAAAAAUGCAAUACAUGGUUUCAAAAAACUGCAUGGAAGAGCAUUUGAAGAUCCUUACAUACAAGCCGAGAGGGCCAAACUUCCCUAUGAACUUCAGAAGAUGCCUAAUGGCUCUGUAGGAGUAAAGGUGAGAUACCUUGAUGAAGAAAGACUUUUUGCGGUUGAACAGAUUACAGGAAUGUUACUGGCUAAAUUGAAAGAGACUUCAGAAAGUGCUUUGAAGAAACCAGUGGCAGAUUGUGUGAUUUCGGUCCCUAGUUUCUUCACUGAUGCUGAAAGGAGGUCUGUAAUGGCAGCUGCACAGAUUGCAGGAUUAAAUUGUCUGAAGCUGAUGAAUGAAACUACAGCAGUUGCAUUAGCCUAUGGAAUAUACAAGCAAGAUCUGCCAGCCUUGGAAGAGAAGCCAAGAAAUGUGGUCUUUGUAGAUAUGGGACAUUCUGCAUAUCAGGUUUCCAUCUGUGCUUUUAACAAGGGAAAACUGAAGGUCUUGGCUACUACCUUUGACCCUUUUGUAGGUGGUAGGAAUUUUGAUGAGGCUUUGGUAGACUACUUCUCUGAAGAAUUCAGGACAAAAUACAAACUGAAUGUAAAAGAGAAUCCCCGAGCACUGUUGAGAUUGUAUCAGGAAUGUGAAAAGCUCAAGAAGCUGAUGAGUGCAAAUGCUUCUGACCUUCCACUCAAUAUUGAGUGCUUCAUGAAUGACCUUGAUGUCUCCAGUAAGAUGAACAGAGCUCAGUUUGAGCAGUUGUGUGCUGCCCUUCUGGCCAGAGUGGAGCCUCCUCUAAGAGCAGCCAUGGAUCAAGCAAAACUUCAGCGUGAAGAUAUCUACAGUAUAGAAAUAGUAGGUGGGGCUACUAGAAUUCCAGCAGUGAAGGAACAGAUCUCUAACUUUUUCUGUAAAGAGAUAAGCACCACGCUAAAUGCUGAUGAAGCUGUUGCAAGAGGCUGUGCCUUGCAGUGUGCAAUUCUUUCCCCAGCUUUCAAAGUGCGUGAGUUUUCCAUCACAGAUGUUGUUCCUUACUCUAUAACGUUGAGAUGGAAAUCAUCUUAUGAAGAAGGAACAGGGGAGUGUGAAGUCUUCAGUAAGAACCAUGCUGCUCCGUUCUCAAAAGUAAUUACUUUUCACAAGAAAGAGCCUUUUGAUCUGGAAGCUUAUUAUACCCAUCCACAUGAAGUGCCUUAUCCUGAUUCCAGAAUAGGGCGUUUCACUAUUCAAAAUGUUGGUCCCCAACACGAUGGCGACAAUUCCAAAGUGAAGGUGAAAGUGCGCGUCAACAUCCACGGCCUUUUCAGCGUGGCUAGUGCUUCCAUAAUAGAGAAGCAGAGCAUAGAGGGGGAUCACAACGACACUCCCAUGGACACCGAGUCAUCCACUAAGAACCAAGGCAGAGAUGAAGAGCUGGAUAAAAUGCAGGUUGAUCAAGAAGAAGGUGUGCAAAAAGGUCAAGCUGAACAACAGAACCAAGCAGAUGAGGAAACUGAAAAUGCUGGAACUGAAACAAAGGCUUCUUCUGGAGAAAAGCAAGAUCAUCCAUCCCAGCCAAAGGCUAAAACAAAAGUUAAGAGUAUUGACCUCCCUAUACAGGCCAGCCUGUAUCGGCAACUGGGACAAGAUCUGAUCAAUUCCUACAUAGAAAAUGAGGGGAAGAUGAUGAUGCAAGACAAGCUUGAGAAAGAAAGAAACGAUGCUAAGAAUGCUGUUGAAGAAUAUGUGUAUGAAUUCAGAGACAAGCUGUGUGGAGUCUUUGAAAAAUUUAUCACUGAAGAGGAUUCAAGCAAGCUGACCUUGAUGUUGGAGGACACUGAAAACUGGCUUUAUGAAGAUGGAGAGGACCAGCCAAAACAAGUAUACAUGGAUAAGCUUCAGGAAUUAAAAAAAUUUGGACAGCCUAUUCAGGAAAGAUGCAUGGAACAUGAAGAGAGACCAAAAGUUCUAAAUGAACUGGGAAAGAAGAUUCAGCUCCUUAUGAAAGCAGUAGAAGCAUACAAAAAUAAGGAUGAAAAAUAUGAUCACCUAGAUCCUGCUGAGAUGGAAAAAGUUGAAAAAUACAUCAAUGAGGCUAUGAAUUGGUUGAACAGCAAAAUGAAUGCCCAGAACAAACUAAGUCUAACUCAGGAUCCAGUUGUGAAAGUGGCAGAAAUACUGGCAAAAUCUAAGGAAUUGGAUAGCUUCUGUAAUCCCAUUAUAUACAAGCCCAAACCGAAGAUAGAACCUCCCAGUGAUGGGCAGUCAAAAGCUAACGGGGAACACAACGGACCAGUGAACGGACAGAGCGGUACUGAAACCAAACCUGAACCAGCGAAGGACAACCCUCAGCAGACCAAACCCCCCGGAGAAAUGGAAGUGGACUAAAUCUUGCCUUUCUUUUACUCAAUUAAAAUAGUGCAAGUAACCACAGGGUCCAUUCUUUUUGUCUGGUACACACCUCAGAUGUUCAGUUAUUCUUAGCCAAACUUCUGUCAUUUGUUGAUGAGUAGUUUUGAAAGUGUUUUAUAUUAAGUACACCUCUGAUGUUCAUUUCCACUGAUGCUGCUUAUGUGGAGCUUUAGCCAAAUGUAGAUUGUAUAAGUCAGUUUAAGCUUUCCCAAUAUAUUUUAUAUCAAACAUACAGAAUUGAUAUAUAAAUGGCAACAAUCUACCUUAUUUAAAGCUUUUAUUGUGAAUAAACCUCAGCUCCUUUAUUCAGGAAAGGAUACUGUAUUGCACUACUGAUGCUCAAGUGUAGAUCUAAUCGCAUCUUUAUUUUGGAAAAAUAUUGGAAUUGAAGUGGCAAAAGCUGUCACUUGAAGCACUGACCUUUUCUAGUUAUUGUAUUGUUAUAAUUUAAAUAUUAAAAUAGAGGUUAGUUGGCAUACCAGUCCAUCUUGUUGAUGUACCAUGGGAAUUGUACGGUCUUUUUCAUAUAAACGGAAUAAUACAAGCUUAAAUGUGUUUCUUUUUUUAGGUUCCCACACCACUACCAAUCUGAGUUACAAACAGCUCCAGUAUAGUGGCUCUGCCAUGUGCUGAAAUUCAUGGUCUUGGUGCACACCACUGUACAUAACGUACUGUGCUUGUGAUAGGAUGAUGCUGAUGACAGUAGGAUGAAAGGGUAGAACGCACAAGGCCUGCUGCAUAGCUGUCCUUGAAAAUGUCUGACUGCACAUGUUACUAUUUUCACUUCUUUUGUUUUGAAUUCAAUUUACAUCGUAUCUCAUACUGGGAAGGAGAACCAGCAGCAGUGGGUGCUGCACGAGCUGGAUAUCAGCACCCUGAUUUUGAGGUUGCUUAAAUGAUGUUUAGUGCAGCCUUGAAAGAAAUGCUGAGAACUUAUUUAAGCCUUGGUGUUCAGCAUGUAAAGCUUUUGGUCAAGGAUCAAAACUAAGACUGGAUAUUACUACUGCAAAGAUGGAAUCUACUUGAUGAACUUGUGUAGCUUACCGUUUUUGGUCAUUGAGUUAUCUAAUGAAAGUGUCUACAACGGAUUGCACAGUGGGAUUGCUGUUUUCCUUGAUACAUCUUAAACACUGUCAAGGUCCAGUGGAUGUUCUGUAUUCCAAAUGCUUCCGUCUGUCACCAAGGUACUGUAGCACUUGCUAGAGCCAGUCACUGUUGACUUCAAACAGCUCCUCUAUUACCAGAAUGGGAAUGGGCUACUCUAACUAUGAGAAGUGGUUUCUUACUCCAGUCAGCAUAAGAAACUGGGAUUAGUUGCAGUGUAACGCGUCAGUGACUUGAACUGUGGUGCACAAACAAAUUUAGGUGUGUUCAGGUGUUAACCGGGCAUUUCUGCAGCUCUUCUCCUGUGUGAGGUGUUGCUAUUCUAAACAGGUGAAGAAUCAAGAUCUUGUUUCUGGCUUUGGCUGCGAUUUUAUCUCCAGCCAUGCCCUUCAUCUUCCAUCACUGUUCAUGCUACAAAAAGUAAUCCAUGACCAGUGGUAGAGGUAAAUUAAACUCUUACAUAUCUUCACAGAAAAAGGAAGCACCAUUUACAACUGUACAUAAACCUGCCAGACUAGUUCAGGUUCUUGAAUUGCAUCUUCAUUACUGACAUCAAGUGACUGAGCUUUGCUCUACUGACUGUUGCUCCUCUAUGUACUCAAGUGUGGAUAGGCUGACACCAUAAGUUUACAUAUUUAAAGUCCUUGAACAAAAACAGCGUGAUCUUGAAGAGCUGCUCUGCAGCCACUCUGAAACCUCAGUCUUGAAUUCUGCCGCUGCAGUCACACCUCUGGCUCUGAGGGGGUGACUCUACUUCACCAUCAGUUUGAGCUAGCUUUGAUCCUGUAGGCUUUUACCACCAUUAAUAUCUUAAUGGCUUUUACCACAGCAGUGUAAUGAGUAGCAUUAUUAAAUAUUGGCUUAAAAUCCAUCUACACGUUAAUUUGUCUAGUAGACUUCCUGAUGCCUGGCAGAAGAGCUCACACAGCAGAAAUCUCCAGUAAGUUCUUCAAUAGCUGAAAGGUCAUGUGCAUCUUCUGCUCAUGGUUAUCAGAAGCUUAAUACUACAUUACGAAUGUUUGAAGCAAUUCUUAAGAUAAAGUCUAGAAUAAUCCUACAGCAUGCUUAAAAGCAGAUACAGUUCAGACAAACAAUUGUAACCUUUUCUUACUAGGAUAGGGUUUUUUUGCUGUGCAUCUGGUCUGUCUCGAGAUCCUUGGUGAAGAGGAAUGCUGCCCACAGACUGCCAGCAGCAACUGGUUGCUGAGGUACACAUUAGGAAUCCCUUUGAGAAGGGCAGAGUUGUUCUUUCCACGGUGAGCUUCACAUUAAAACAUGAUUUGUUAAUAUGUAAUCUGUUUUCGGUUACAAAGAGGAGAUUUUACCAAGGCAGAUCGAAGACUCUUAAGUACUUACAUAAGCUAUGCACAACUUGAAUGGGAGGCUUUGUGUGUCGGACUCAAAAAGUGAGUUACCCUGUGGCUACACUGACAGCACUUACCUUUGCAACAUAAAAAUUUGUUAGGAAACCAAAAGUAGUGUGCUCCUCUGCAUCUUGGAUUUAAAAGUAUUUGUCAAUAAUGUAUUAUUUGAAACUUUCUGUUGAGGGCAAGAUACAUUUUGAAUGUUUGAAAAUGUUCCCUUAAACAUUUGAAAAUGUUUUCGUUUUUAAACAUCCCACAAAAACAA
Molecule: messenger RNA, 5409 nt
Organism: Empidonax traillii (willow flycatcher)
Lineage: Eukaryota; Metazoa; Chordata; Aves; Passeriformes; Tyrannidae
Gene: HSPA4L
Product: heat shock protein family A (Hsp70) member 4 like
Exons: 19
Coding region: 121-2652 (843 amino acids)
Biological process (GO): protein folding
Cellular component (GO): cytosol; nucleus
Molecular function (GO): ATP binding; ATP-dependent protein folding chaperone
Source: RefSeq, a predicted model, not a curated record